GAAAAAGUUCAAUAUCGAAACAAUACGUAGACGUAAGUGAGCACAAUUUUAAAUAGGAAAAAAUCAUCAAAUAAUUGCUAGUAAACUAGUUUUAAAUUAAUGAAAACCAAUUAAUCAUUUAGUGUAAAAGUAUAGCCAUUAAAAACAAUAGAAAUUUCAUUCAAAAUAACGAUGAAAAGUUGAUAUAUUGAUGAUGAAAACUUUUUACAUGCCAAGUAGCUAGUCAGUGUGAAAUAGUGAGUUACCAACAACAACAACAAUAGUUACACAAAAAAGAAAAAGCGAACACCGAACGAAAGAACACCACAGAACCGGCAAAUCCGCACAUACGAACAUAUGUCAAAAUUUGAACGACAGCAGUACAAGCAAAAGCAGCGACUAAAAAGGCACACAUUUCGAGUCCGAGUUCGAGGACGGGUCCGAGCCAGGCGCAGUAACGCGAAAUUGGUCAGGCGAACGCGUGUACAGGGCAGCAGGGCACAACGGGAGUCGCCGUAAAUCUACCAACUGUAAGCGCCACAAAACGCUAUUCGUGGACUCACUAAAAUGCCGCGAAUGCCGAUUUACUUCCAGUUUUUAAUAGAACUCUGCGAUUAGGUCUCGAAAAAAAUCCAAAGCAAGCGGGCAAAUGCUAUGAAUUUAUUGUUUCAAGCGAUGCCUCGAAGUGUGCUCUCAUCAACGGAAUCGAACAACGGGCCGAAAUUGUUUUUCCGCACCGCGAAGUAAAACGUGUGGGUGUUUAAUAUCGCUGUGAUAUCGUGACGUAUGUAUGUGUGAGCAGUGGUCAUUGCAAAAAAAAUCUAAAAUAUACAUAUAUGUAUCACGCCUAAAAGCACACUGCAGGUUUGCUAUGCGAGCAUGUGUAGGUGAGUCUGUCUGCCGUGCAGAACAUGUAAGGACCUUAAACACAAAGAAAGCAGUAACAAGCGCGGCAAAGUGUGAAACAGCGAAGUAACGUUGAGUCAAAGUAAACCGAAAACAGCAGAAUUCAUGCGAAAAGACAACGACGACGAAAAGGCAUUCAAGUGCAGAAGACGAAUUGAAUGCAAAGAUAAAUACGAAGACAGCAGCAGCAGCAGCAACUGCAACAACAACAACAGCAAGCUAGCCAGUCAGUGAAGCCGGGCAGCGCUGGCACGGAAACGCUUGUAGUGGGUGUCUCGCCGCGGAGUGGCAACUGCUCAGCGGCAGCGUAUUCGAGUAAGCGGCAGCGGCGCUAAGGAUAAUGGCGAAGAGCAAAAACACGACAACACAAUGAGCUGCGGUUUCACAAAAAGCUCCUUAAUAAAUUACACAUAACACAUUAGAAAUUGAAACGGUAUGGUGAAAAUGGAAUCCACAGAAGAACAGGAUCGAAAGUUAGUAUUGGAGUUUUGUCAUUUGCUCGAAAAGUCUAAGCAACUCUUCAAUGGACUCAGAGACCUGCCACAAUAUGGUCACAGGCAGUGGCAGGCGUAUUUCGGACGCACUUUUGAUGUUUACACGAAAUUAUGGAAAUUCCAGCAACAGCAUCGCAUGGUAUUGGACUCGAAAUACGGAUUGAAGCGUUGGCAAAUAGGCGAAAUUGCAAGCAAAAUAGGACAGCUUUAUUAUCAUUACUACUUAAGAACCAGCGAAACGAACUACCUGAACGAAGCUUAUCAAUUUUAUGCAGCUAUUAGGGGUAGGGCUUAUUACUCGCGUGCGAUCAAAGAAGAUCGGCCCGAUUUAAUGGUGAAGAAGUUGCGUUACUAUGCGCGAUUUAUUGUUGUUUGUUUGCUGUUGAAGAAAAUGAAGCUUGUUCGUGAGUUAGUGACAGAACUGGAAAAGCAAAUACAGGAAUACACAACAACUUACGAGCCAGAAGACCAUUUAGAAUGGUCAUUAGUUUUAGAAGAGAUCAAAGGUUUUAUAAAAGCUGAAGCUGCCGUGGCUGUUCUUCAUGCGGAUUCCAAUCCCAUCAUACUUUCACACAGUGGUUCCGGUUCUAGGUUGUCGCCGCUAACGACGCCACCAUGUGAACGUUCGCCGCACAUGACGUUGAGCCUGCAGGAGAUACUCAUUGUUGGCUCGGCGUGCGAACAAGCGAAGUUCUCUGAGUUAACAAUGGACAUGUUUAGAAUGUUACAAACGCUCGAACGGGAACCAACGGAAUCAACGCAUCCGAUGAGCAUCACACAUGGCAUGCACGGGCACGAUGCCAGCCCGGCUGCCAGCCGCAUACCACCAUAUGGUGUUCCAGGUUCUAAGGGUUACUUAGAAAAUGGCCGUCAUUAUAGAGACAAUCCUCACAAAUAUUUACUAUACAAGCCUUCUAUUAGUCAACUUCUGGUGUUCUUAGCUAGUGGAUUUAAAGAAUUGCCUCCAGGAGGCGCAUUACUCUUAUAUAUGUCAGCUGAUGGUUGUUUCUCGACUACAAAACAUCCAGAGGACUAUGGCUAUGAAUUGGGUGGCCUUGCUACGAGCGUCAAGCGUGAUGGCGUCGAAGGCGGUGGCAUAGCGUGCCGAGGGAAGUCCUACAAGGAGAAUCAUUGUUUGUAUCCCGGAGACUUGUAUCCAUUCACACGAAGACCAAUGUUCAUUAUCAUCGAUUCGGAUAAUUCGUUUGUCUUUCAACACAUCCCCCGGUACUUUGGCCAACCAUUAGUCAUAUUAAUGUCACCGCAGGAUGUACCGCCCGCAUUCCAAGCUGAUGUCCAACAUCAUGGUUCACUGUUCACAUUGUUCCUGCAUUCCCCCCUGACGGCGCUCUGCUACAUCUGUAAUGUCGGUGAUGUGCCCAUACAUCAUUGGGAGCGCUGCCAAUCGCACGUAGACCGCUUCAUAACAGAGGCAUCAAGACUUGUGACGCGCUGUCGCAUCGAUGAAAUCGAGCAGGGCAUAGGUUUUAUAGACUCAUCGUACGUACAGUUCUUCGGUGAUGACUUCUUACGAACGCUAAUACUACGUUUCGUCUUCUGUGAUGUUGUACUGAGAUUGCAUCGUGGCUUUCGUGGACGUCAUAUGAGACCACGAUGCGAGCCACCAUUGCCAUCCAAUGAGUUACUCGAGCAUCCAUCACUGUCGCAUAUUAUAUUCCAAUUAGCGUCGGCGCUCGAUGUGCGCGGCCAUUUCUCCGACGGACCCGAAUGCGACUGAUGAUUUUUUAGUAAUACUUGUAAAAAUAUUUAUUAUUUAAAUUUUCUUGUAAAGCAAACAAUAGUCAUUAGUAGUACAGCAAUAGCAAGACAAACACGCAAGUUGGCAAAAGUUAACUCUGGCAAUGGCAAUAUGAUUGGGAGUGAUUAUAAGAUUGCGAGCAGAAGAAAUAAAUUUAAUUAUUACGAUAUUUAUUAUAAUAAAAUUAUUGUAAUUUUCUAUGAAAUAUAUAUAACUAUUUACAUUUAUUUUUUUCUUAGUAUCGGUUCCAUAGCGACUUUUUUACAACAUACAUACUUAGGUGCAUACAAGAAAGUUUGUAAAAGAAAUAUAAUUAAUUACAAAUGCAGUAAUUGUAAAAAAACUAAAAAUGGAAAAAAUAAAAAUAAAUAAUUUUAUUUCUUUUCUCACAAUUAAUUAUAAUAAACUGUAGAUAAACUUUAUGGUUUAUGACAGCUAACAAAUUUUACAACUGAGCGAAAUAAAAGAGAUAUAAUUAUUGCGAUAAAUUAGUGCUAAACCAGAAAAAUAUUGCUGAGCUUCAAUUGAUGCAGAAUAAAAACAAAGUCUUGAAGACGUAUUUACAUGCAUACAUGUAAAACUACGUAUGUAUGGAUAACGCUAAGAAAAAUUUGUAAAGUUAAAAGCCGAAAUAUAUUUAUAUGUAUAUGGGCAGUAUAGAAAACUAUCAAGAGUAUACGCUUUGACAAAGAGGAUAUACAAAUUUCUACUUGCUGUGCUUAAAUGACUUGCAAGUAAUUUAUUUAUAAUUUUUAAAAAGUAAUCUAUUUCUUUUUAAUACUUUCCUUUUAAAAAGCUUAACUGAUAAAGUUAAGCAUAAGUUCAGCCUGUUGAUAGGUCAUAUAUACAUAUGUGUCAAAUAUUAUUAAGUAUUUGUUCUACAAUCUGUGAAAAUUUGGUUCGAGCAGAAAAACACUGUAGUUGUUGCCAUUUUUGCGAUUCCUGUUUAAAUUAUAGAAUUUUAGACUUUUUCAAUCUGAAAAAUAAUUUCUUGAUAAACAAAGAAAUACGUACAUGUUUAAUACUUUUCUACAUUGGAAUCCGAAGAAAGAACAAUCCAGCUUGUUCCAAACUUUGAUUAUCAUUUCAUUUAAAGUUAUAUAACAAAUUUGUUUCGAAUUAAAUGGCAAAACAUACCAAUUUUAAUAUUUCUAUUUGAAUUUUGCAAAAUUUGUUAGAUAUUUAUUUUUGUAUACGUAGAAAUCAGGUCUAUUUAAUUAGUCACAAUUUAUCUAGCAAUUUUGCGUUGGCAUUUUACUGAAAACUUUAAUAAUUUUUUUUUAGAACUUUGAAAUAUUCUUUUUAUUUAUGAAUUGUUUCGACUUUUAACUUAUUUAGUAUAUAAACUAUACCAUCUUUUAAGUUGGAUCAAAUCGGUGCAUAAGUAUUGCACUAUACUCCGGACAAAACGUGACCACGUAUUUUUAGUUGAGAUAUAAACAAUACUGUCCUUGAAGAGUUGCAUGAAAUUGGACAUAAUGUGCUUAAUUCGACCAAAAUUGUUACGUAUCUUCAUCCAUUCAAACUUGUAAAAAUCUACAUUCGGGCGCAUAAAUUUGAAUAAUUAGGGCGGUCUUUUUUUCAAUAAUUUUUUUCUGUGUCCAAAUAGCUUUUAUAUUUUAGAAAUUAAAUUUCAAGCCAGAUUUCUCUGUGUUUUUUUAACAACGGCUAGCAAAGUCAUUUAAGUACAGCAAUCGCUGUUGUUGCGUCCGGGUAUGAGUAUAAAAGCUUUAAAUAUUAGGAUGCCUACAGGCAUCCAGUGCUGUUAGUUAAGAUGAAGCUUUAAAAGCUGCAAUUAAUUCAGUUAAGUACUUACAUGUAUCUAUUAUUCUCUACCUCUUAUUUAACUAGUCUUUCUGCCAACCAAAAGGCAACUAGAACAAAAACAAACAAAAUGUCCUUUAUGCUCAUGACUGGUCACACAAAACACAACAGUUGAACACCGAUUUGCUAAUUCAUAAGUUGUAUGCAAAUACAUGAAAAAUGAAAACGCAGAAAAAAUUUAAUAAAAAUACAAAUAAAACUUAAGUAUUAUAAUGAAAGAGAAGUAAAUAUUAUAAAAGCCGGAAAUACAGUUAAAUUUAGCUCACUUUCUACAUAUACGCAAAUGAAAAAAUAAGCAUUAAAACUUAUAAUUAAUACAUAAAGCAAAACAGAAAACUAAAAAUAAUUACAAAUAAUUCAAAAAGAAAAAGAAAAUCGAGCAAAAACGUACGAAGCAAACUGUAUUUUUACUAUAUGAAUAAACAAAAAUCGCGGUAGGUUUGUGUGAAUGGCUACACAGGAACAACAUUCAUUUGUAAUAUACAUAAUGCGCUAGGUAUGUUGAUGAUAAAUAUGACAAAUUAAUAUAAAUACAUAAAUACAUAAAAAAAUAUACUCAUUUUAUAAUAUAUUUUUGCGGGAAAAAUUUUAUACGAUGCAAUGAAACAAAAGUAUAUAUAUAAAUACCAUAACUAUAAAUUUAAAUUACGAUAAAAUAGCAUAUACAUACAUACUUAUAAUUAUAUAUACAUACAUAUAUAUAAAUAAUAGAUUUAUACUAAUGAAUUAUGAUAUAUAGUAUACAAAAUCCAGUGAAAUCAGCAAAGCAAAUCAAUAGCAUUAAAUAGGCAAAUGAGAGCAGCAAAUAGCGUGGGAGACGAACGAAAUUUAUAUAUACACUCAAACAUAUAUGUGACAUCAAACAAAAGAGCAAAAGCGUGUAAUAAUGGUGAAAUGGCAAAAUGACUGUAGUAUGUAUUGACAACAUUAUGCUGACGAUGAUUAUUACAGAAACUAAAAAUUAAAAAACAAUAGCAAAAGUGUGGAAAAUCGGACAAAAACGUUUGAUAUUUCUUAGGAAACUGAGAUUACUGGGGGAUAUAGCAAAAAAUGUCUAUACAAAUUUGUUUCAUCACAAACCUCUUCCUAUGCUUUUUCGUAAAUGCAAUGUUUCCACAAUGCGGCUGAGGGGGGCUGGUUUUUAAGCAAUUUGAGGAGUCCAAAAUAUAACUCGCAUUAAAUCUUUGAUCUUGUUGUUUGAGCAAUACUUAUAUUUAAAUUUUUUAAUUUGGAAACUUAUAUGACCAUGUGAUUUUUAAAACUAUAUAAAUUUCCAUAAAUGCAUAUUUUUCAAGACGAAUUAACCCUCAGUCCAUUGUAAGAUGUUUAUCUUGCUAAAAAAUGUUUGCCUAAAAUUGCCAGCAUAUUUAUACAAACAUAGUUAUUUACCUUAUAUACAUACCUGUAGUGUACUGCAAUAAAUUUCGAUUAUAACCUUUGGAGUUUCUAUUAAUUACGCUUUGUUAAAUGACCGUUAUAUACUAUAUACUGUUCGCGUGCAAAAAAAAUUUACAAGUCAAAAUCCUUAGUAGUAUAUACAAAAAUACAUAAGUUGGUGGAAUUUAUAAAACCCAAAAGUACUUACGUAACCAUGAAGUAAUUUCCUCUCUCAAAAAACCAAAAAAAAAAUAAAAAUCGGAAAAAACCACGCCCAUAAGAGUUUCAAACUUGCCACCUACAUUUGUUUAAUCAUUUUCAAAGUGAAAACGAAAAAAAAAUAAAACAAAACAAUUAUGUAAUAACUUAAAGUAAUAUUAAAAAAUAUACAUACAUACAAUAUAUAUAUAUAUAUAUUAAAUUUUGUAAUUAACUGGUGGGUCAUGCAGGGCAAUCUGGUUGGCGUUCAAUGAAUGAAGACUCGCUUGAGAGCCGGUAAAAAUAUUUAAUAAAUUCAACAUAAAUCUUAGCAAAUAUACUAAACUGCGAAAGUAUAAACAACAAAUUAUGGCAGCCAAGCAAAAAAAUUUAUGAAAUAAACAAUAUUCUGCAUUUAAUCAACUAACAUAUUGAUAUACAAACUCAUUGCAAGCAUUUACAUAGGAGCAACAACUACAUACUUAUGUACAUACGUGUACUUUCAGCCAAUACACACAUACACAUACAUACAUACAAAAGAAGUCCAAGAAAGUUAGUUUCUAACAAAUUGAGAAUAAAUUUAAGCGCUUUCAUCCAUUUGUACCCCCCAAAUCUGAUCAAUGCAUAUAUAAGUACAGUACAUACAUACAAACAAACAAACAAACAUACGUAGUAGCAAAUUAGGGGUUCACUGCCGUAAUGUCCGGCCAAAGGCUCCACUUAUUCAUAUACUCCCACGCAAACGAACAUAGAUAAUACAUUCAUACAUAUUACAAUAACAGUAAAGUGUGGCAGGUGUACCAUAUAAAUAAAACAACAAAAAUCCUUAAUGCAUUUAAUGUCAAACAACCAAACGAAUUGGAAUUAACUGUAUUAAUUGAAGCUGUUAUGCAUAAAUAAUUACAUACGUCAUAUACAUACCACAUACAUAGAUGCGAAGUGCAGGCAUGCUAACAUAUACAUACAUACAUAUUCGUAAAUGCACACUAGUACAUGUGCACCAAUACAAAAGGCAAAAACAUCAUCAUUAUCACGUUCAUAAUCAUUAGCAAAACGAAUUGGUAGUGGAAGGUGAUUUCUUAAGGCAAAUACAAUAUAACAAUAGUUGAAGGCAGGCAUACAUACAUAUGUAUGUAUGUAUUUGAAUCGAAUUCAUUGCUCGAUUACUCGAGAUAUGACAACAACAAAAUUGUAAACAAUAAUAAGAAAAUGUAUAGAAGAUGGAAAUGAUAAAAGGUAAAUAGCAUAGCAAAUCAAAUAAAUGAAAAAGUAAUAACGAAAUGGCAAAUGCAAAACAGCAAAAUAUUAUACAUACAAUAUAAAGAAUAAAAUAAAAUGCUGAAAAUGCGAGAAAAAAUAAAGCACACGUUCGAAAAAAUGCA
Messenger RNA from Bactrocera neohumeralis, 7919 nucleotides. RefSeq names its product protein SCAI. Gene Ontology annotation, biological process: DNA-templated transcription. Gene Ontology annotation, cellular component: nucleus. Gene Ontology annotation, molecular function: transcription corepressor activity. Lineage: Eukaryota; Metazoa; Arthropoda; Insecta; Diptera; Tephritidae. Bases 1321 to 3117 code for a protein of 598 amino acids. The record is from RefSeq and is a predicted model, not a curated record. The transcript has 10 exons.